Molecule: messenger RNA, 342 nt
Organism: Staurois parvus
Lineage: Eukaryota; Metazoa; Chordata; Amphibia; Anura; Ranidae
Source: the annotation of a GenBank genome assembly
CCUGUUGAACCUCUGGCUUGCCUGACCAUCCUUCUGCCUGAUCCUCGGUACCGCGCUGCCCGCUACCUGCUGAACCUGGCUUGUGACCCCGACCAUUCUCUGCUUGCUCCUCCUGUACCACGCUGCCCGCACGAUACCGACCCGGCCUGUCUGACUACGCUUACUUCACCCGACGAUCCACCCAUCCCACACGGAUCACCUCUAGUAGACUCCGUUCCUGCACUCCCCUGCCAGUACUCUCUACCACAGCCGGACGCACUCAGGGGUCGCGACCUGGUUCCAGUCUGCACCAAGUCCAUCCCCACCAUCAGGGGCCCUGGUGAAUAGCAGGCUGGGACUUAG